CGCAGUGACAGUGCUGGGGGAGUCCGAAGAUGGCGGCGUCGCGUCGCUCUCAGCAUCAUCACCACCAUCAUCAACAACAGCUCCAGCCCGCCCCAGGGGCUUCGGCGCCGCCGCCGCCACCUCCCCCCCCACUCAGCCCCGGUUUGGCCCCGGGGACCACCCCAGCCUCCCCGACGGCGGGUGGCCUGGCCCCCUUCGCCUCCCCGCGGCACGGCCUAGCGCUGCCGGAGGGGGAUGGCAGCAGGGAUCCGCUCGACAGGCCCCGAUCCCCGGACCCGGUUGACAGUACCAGCUGUUGCAGUACCACCAGCACGAUCUGUACCGUCGCCGCCGCCCCCGUGGUCCCGGCUGUUUCUACUUCGUCUGCUGUCGGGGUCACUCCAAACCCAGGCUGCGGUGGCAGUAACAAUUCACCGUCGUCCUCUUCUUCCCCGACUUCUUCCUCGUCUUCCUCUCCAUCCUCCCCUGGAUCGAGCUUGGCGGAGAGCCCCGAGGCCGCCGGAGUUAGCAGCACAGCAACACUGGGGCCUGGGACGGCGGGACCUGGGCCAGGGGUCCCAGCAGUGAGCGGGGCCCUACGGGAACUAUUGGAGGCCUGUCGCAAUGGGGACGUGUCCCGGGUAAAGAGGCUGGUGGACGCGGCAAAUGUGAAUGCUAAGGACAUGGCCGGCCGAAAGUCUUCACCCCUGCACUUCGCUGCAGGUUUUGGGAGGAAGGAUGUUGUAGAACACUUAUUACAAAUGGGUGCUAAUGUCCAUGCUCGUGAUGAUGGAGGUCUCAUCCCGCUUCACAAUGCCUGCUCUUUUGGCCAUGCUGAGGUUGUGAGUCUGUUACUAUGCCAAGGAGCUGAUCCAAAUGCCAGGGAUAACUGGAACUACACCCCUCUGCAUGAAGCUGCUAUAAAGGGGAAGAUUGAUGUGUGCAUUGUGCUGCUGCAGCACGGAGCUGAUCCAAACAUUCGGAACACUGAUGGCAAAUCAGCCCUGGACCUGGCAGAUCCUUCAGCAAAAGCUGUCCUCACAGGUGAAUACAAGAAAGACGAACUCCUAGAAGCUGCUAGGAGUGGUAAUGAAGAAAAACUAAUGGCUUUACUGACUCCUCUAAAUGUGAACUGCCAUGCAAGUGAUGGGCGAAAGUCUACUCCUUUACAUCUCGCAGCAGGCUACAACAGGGUUCGGAUAGUUCAGCUUCUUCUUCAGCAUGGUGCUGACGUACAUGCAAAAGACAAAGGCGGACUUGUGCCUCUUCAUAAUGCAUGUUCAUAUGGACAUUAUGAGGUCACAGAACUGCUACUAAAGCAUGGAGCUUGUGUUAAUGCUAUGGAUCUCUGGCAGUUUACUCCACUCCAUGAGGCUGCUUCCAAGAAUCGUGUAGAAGUCUGCUCUUUAUUACUUAGUCAUGGUGCUGAUCCUACAUUAGUCAACUGCCAUGGCAAAAGUGCUGUGGAUAUGGCUCCAACUCCUGAGCUCCGAGAGAGAUUAACUUAUGAAUUUAAAGGACAUUCUCUAUUACAAGCAGCCAGAGAAGCAGACCUAGCCAAAGUUAAAAAAACACUUGCUUUGGAAAUCAUCAAUUUCAAACAACCACAGUCUCAUGAAACUGCACUGCACUGUGCUGUGGCUUCCCUGCAUCCUAAACGAAAACAAGUAACAGAAUUGUUACUUAGAAAAGGAGCCAAUGUUAAUGAAAAAAACAAAGAUUUCAUGACUCCCCUGCAUGUCGCAGCAGAACGAGCUCACAAUGAUGUCCUAGAAGUUCUGCACAAGCAUGGAGCAAAGAUGAAUGCACUGGACACUCUUGGUCAGACUGCUUUGCACAGAGCUGCCCUAGCAGGUCACCUACAGACCUGCCGCCUCCUGCUGAGUUACGGCUCUGAUCCCUCCAUCAUCUCCUUACAAGGCUUUACAGCAGCACAGAUGGGGAAUGAAGCAGUGCAGCAGAUUCUGAGUGAAAGUACACCUAUGCGCACUUCUGAUGUUGACUAUCGACUCUUAGAGGCAUCUAAAGCUGGAGACUUGGAAACUGUGAAGCAACUUUGCAGCCCUCAAAAUGUGAAUUGCAGAGAUUUAGAGGGCCGGCAUUCUACACCCUUACACUUUGCAGCAGGCUACAAUCGUGUGUCUGUUGUGGAGUACCUUCUACACCAUGGUGCCGAUGUCCAUGCCAAAGACAAAGGUGGCUUGGUGCCCCUUCAUAAUGCCUGUUCCUAUGGACACUAUGAGGUAGCUGAACUUUUAGUAAGGCAUGGGGCUUCUGUCAAUGUGGCAGACUUAUGGAAAUUUACCCCUCUACAUGAAGCAGCAGCUAAAGGAAAAUAUGAAAUCUGCAAGCUCCUUUUAAAACAUGGAGCAGAUCCAACUAAGAAGAACAGAGAUGGAAACACACCUUUAGAUUUGGUAAAAGAAGGAGACACCGAUAUUCAGGACUUACUGAGAGGAGAUGCUGCCUUGCUGGAUGCAGCCAAGAAGGGAUGUCUGGCAAGAGUGCAGAAGCUCUGUACUCCAGAAAAUAUCAACUGUAGAGAUACCCAGGGCAGAAACUCAACUCCUCUGCACCUAGCAGCAGGCUACAAUAACCUGGAAGUAGCUGAAUAUCUUCUAGAGCAUGGAGCAGAUGUUAAUGCCCAAGACAAAGGUGGUUUAAUUCCUCUUCAUAAUGCCGCAUCCUAUGGGCAUGUGGACAUAGCAGCACUAUUGAUAAAAUACAACACAUGUGUGAACGCUACAGAUAAGUGGGCAUUUACUCCUCUUCAUGAAGCAGCCCAAAAAGGAAGGACACAGUUAUGUGCCCUACUCUUAGCACACGGUGCAGAUCCAACUAUGAAGAACCAAGAAGGGCAGACACCUUUAGAUCUGGCAACAGCUGAUGAUAUCCGAGCUUUGUUGAUAGAUGCCAUGCCCCCAGAGGCCUUACCUACCUGUUUCAAACCUCAGGCUACUGUAGUGAGUGCCUCUCUGAUCUCACCAGCAUCCACCCCCUCCUGCCUGUCCGCUGCUAGCAGCAUAGAUAACCUCACCGGCCCCUUAGCGGAGUUGGCAGUGGGAGGAGCGUCCAACACAGGGGAUGGCGCAGCAGGUGCGGAAAGAAAGGAAGGAGAAGUUGCGGGUCUUGAUAUGAAUAUCAGCCAGUUCCUAAAAAGCCUUGGUCUUGAGCACCUUCGGGACAUCUUUGAAACAGAGCAGAUUACACUGGAUGUGUUGGCUGAUAUGGGUCAUGAAGAGUUGAAAGAAAUAGGCAUCAAUGCUUAUGGACACAGACACAAAUUAAUCAAAGGAGUAGAAAGACUCCUGGGUGGACAGCAAGGCACCAAUCCUUACUUGACUUUUCACUGUGUUAAUCAGGGAACUAUUUUGCUGGAUCUUGCUCCAGAAGAUAAGGAAUAUCAGUCAGUAGAAGAAGAGAUGCAAAGUACAAUUCGAGAACACAGAGAUGGUGGUAAUGCUGGUGGAAUCUUCAAUAGAUACAAUGUCAUUCGAAUUCAAAAAGUUGUCAACAAGAAGUUGAGAGAGCGAUUCUGUCACAGACAAAAGGAGGUAUCUGAGGAAAAUCAUAACCAUCACAACGAGCGCAUGCUGUUCCAUGGUUCUCCUUUCAUUAAUGCUAUUAUUCAUAAAGGGUUUGAUGAACGGCAUGCAUACAUAGGAGGAAUGUUUGGCGCUGGGAUUUAUUUUGCUGAAAACUCCUCUAAAAGCAAUCAGUAUGUUUAUGGAAUUGGAGGAGGAACAGGCUGCCCCACACACAAAGAUCGUUCAUGUUACAUAUGCCACAGACAAAUGCUUUUCUGUAGAGUGACCCUUGGAAAAUCCUUUCUGCAAUUCAGCACCAUGAAAAUGGCUCAUGCCCCUCCAGGACACCACUCGGUUAUUGGGAGGCCAAGUGUGAAUGGACUAGCGUAUGCAGAAUAUGUCAUCUACAGAGGAGAACAGGCAUACCCAGAAUAUCUCAUCACAUACCAGAUCAUGAAGCCGGAAGCUCCUUCACAGACUGCAACAGCCGCAGAGCAGAAGACCUAGUGAAUACCCACUGGUAAAGGCCAGAUCAGAUUUAAACCUAGGACUGGAUUAUAAUGAAUUAUUUCCAACAAAAUCAAUAUUCUAUAAAUCCCUGACAGCCUAGAAAUAAGCUGUUUGUCUUUUAUAAAGCAUUGCUAUAGUGAUGGAUAA
This is a messenger RNA of Talpa occidentalis (Iberian mole), 4163 nucleotides long. RefSeq names its product tankyrase (gene TNKS). Gene Ontology annotation, molecular function: protein binding; NAD+ poly-ADP-ribosyltransferase activity. The record is from RefSeq and is a predicted model, not a curated record. Gene Ontology annotation, cellular component: cytoplasm; nucleus. Lineage: Eukaryota; Metazoa; Chordata; Mammalia; Eulipotyphla; Talpidae. Bases 30 to 4013 code for a protein of 1327 amino acids. The transcript is spliced from 27 exons.